AUGGUAUCAGAGCGAGAGCUCAGAUGGUAUCAGAGCUCCAUGACAGAUAGUUCAGAGAAGGAUGUCGAAGAGCUGAUCGAUUCAGAUGGUGGUUUCUGUGUGAGAGAUUCGUACCUAGAAGAGAUUGGUGAUGGGACAACUUUGAUAGCAAGGAUGUGGGGAGGAUGGGAGCGCGAGUUUGGUGAGAGUGUUGAAGAUUGGCUUGCACUCGAACCGUGGCAUACCAUUGAAGGUUGUGACAAACUUUGUUGGAGUGUUCCAAAGGUGGAUCCCGGAGUCUUUCUUGCGAAGAUGGUGGCUAAGGACACAAAUUAUCUCUUCACAUUUGUGUUACUAUGUGCAGCACAUAAGUGGAUAUGGAUUGGCACGGCUAUUGGCACUGCUGUAUUGGUAAUGGUGCUUUGCAUUUCGAGGAGGAAACUAUUUUCAGGGGAGACCAACCCGAUGGUUGAGAAUGAAUUGCUUGAAUGGAUGGAAUCUGAUAGAUCCACUGGCGAUGUCAAGGGGCUUCAAAAUGAUGGAAAGCUGGGAAAUAAUUUGACAGUAUUUCGCUACGCAUCUGUCGUGGCUGCCACAACUAACUUCUCGGAAGAAAACAAGCUUGGACAGGGGGGCUUUGGACCUGUUUAUAAGGGAAAACUUGUGUCGGGACAAGAAAUCGCUGUGAAGAGGCUUUCAAGAUGUUCAGGGCAAGGAACUUCGGAGUUUAAGAAUGAAUUGAUACUCAUAUCUGAACUCCAACAUACAAACCUCGUUCAGCUUUUUGGCUUCUGCAUUCAUGGGGAAGAGAGGAUGUUAAUCUAUGCCUACAUGCCAAACAAAAGUUUGGACUACUUUUUAUUCGGUGGGCAAUUGAGAUUCUCGAUCACUUUAAUCUUACUAUUUUCAUGGACAGAUUCAACCAGAGCGAUGCUACUAGAUUGGACGAAGCGGUUCAACAUAAUUGAAGGAAUCGCUCAAGGACUGCUUUACUUGCAUAAAUACUCAAGAAUGAGAGUAAUUCACAGAGAUUUAAAAGCUAGUAACAUACUACUUGAUGAAUAUAUGAAGCCCAAAAUUUCUGAUUUUGGUUUGGCGAGAAUUUUUGCACAUAAUGAACUUGAAGCAAGUACCAAUAGGAUUGUUGGAACAUAUGGUUACAUGUCUCCCGAGUACGCUAUGGAGGGGAUUUUUUCGAUAAAAUCUGACGUCUAUAGUUUCGGGGUGUUAAUGCUUGAAAUCAUUAGUGGUAGGAGAAAUAGUAGCUUCUACAAUGCUGAUCGCGUGCUCAAUAUAGUAGGAUAUGCAUGGGAGUUAUGGAAAGAAGGCAGGGGGCUAGAGCUAAUGGAUCCAACACUAAAGGAUUCAUGUACUGAAGAUAAAUUGUUGCCAUUUUCACUAAUGCCUCCAAAGAAGAAGACCAGGAGCAAUACCAUGGCUUCCCAAGAUGGGCUCGACCACAGUGAUUCUGAAUCAAGGCAAAAUGCCUUUUCUAGAGAGCAAGAACGUGCAAGUGAGGGAGCUUUCACCCUCACAGACCUCAUUAUAGCUAUCCAUGCUAUGGGGGAAGCCUAG
Molecule: messenger RNA, 1554 nt
Organism: Prunus dulcis (almond)
Lineage: Eukaryota; Viridiplantae; Streptophyta; Magnoliopsida; Rosales; Rosaceae
Product: G-type lectin S-receptor-like serine/threonine-protein kinase At1g67520
Exons: 10
Coding region: 1-1554 (517 amino acids)
Biological process (GO): protein phosphorylation
Molecular function (GO): protein kinase activity; ATP binding
Source: RefSeq, a predicted model, not a curated record